AUGAAAACACAGACUUUAAUACAAAAGCAAGUUCCGAUUAAAAAGGCUUUUUCGGGGAUAAGUGAAUACAAUGAUGGUGGUAGUAAAUCAGGACAAAUCACAAACGCCAUCACAUUUAUGAUUUCCAAGGACUUACAGCCACUAUCCAUCGUAGAGGGUGAAGGUUUUCAACGAUUAUUCAAAGUUGUUGCGCCGUUAUACACUGUUCCAAGUAGGAUGACGAUUACAAGUCGCAUUGAUGAGAAAUUUGUCGCGCUAAGUUCGAUUGUGAGAAACAAAUUGACAGGGAUUGAUAACAUUGUGCUGACAUCGGAUAUUUGGACGGACAAGUACAAUAGCAAAAGCUAUAUGUUCCUUACUGUACAUUUUAUCGACGAUAUAGAAAUUGAAUCUAUUAAUCUUGAAAUUCGUCUUCUAGAAGAAGCUCACAAUGCCAUCUAUUUAUCGGAAAUUAUAAAAUCAUUUUGUCAUGAUUGGAAUAUCGAUCUGAGUAAAGUAAUGGUUAUGAUUAUAGAUAGUGCUGCUAAUAUAUCGAAAGCUGCACACGAUACAUUUGGACAACAUUUGCCAUGCUUUGCACAUCAGCUCAAUCUAGUAGUCGGGGAUGCAAUUAAAUUUACUCCUGAAUUUAAAAAUAUUGUGGCAAAAGUAAAAGGAAUUGUAACUUUUCUUAAACGAUCGGUAAAAGCAGCCGAUGAGUUAAGAGCGCUUCAGAUGAAAACGAGUCCCAAUGGUGAACAUCUCAAAGUGAUUCAAGAGUCUGAAACUCGGUGGAACUCAAUGUUUUAUAUGUUGGAAUGA
Trachymyrmex cornetzi is the source of this 801-nucleotide messenger RNA. Its product is annotated as zinc finger BED domain-containing protein 4-like. The transcript is spliced from 2 exons. Lineage: Eukaryota; Metazoa; Arthropoda; Insecta; Hymenoptera; Formicidae. The coding region runs from base 1 to 801 and encodes 266 amino acids. The record is from RefSeq and is a predicted model, not a curated record.